ACAAUUAUAUUUUCGCCCCGCAGGCCCCGAUGUGGGUCAGUGACCUGUGCCAAGGCCACCUAGAAGAGAAGGCCUGGGUGUAGGUUUGAUGACGUCACUCUGGGAGGCAGCGACCACGCUCCUCGCUCUCUCUCUUUGAGUCAUAUUUACAGAAACUAUGGUUUAUGGCUGCAGCCAAGGUGUGCAACAAGGUGGUGGGGAAUCAUCCCAGACACAACCCCACCCACAAAGGAAUACAUCAUUUUUGUGUAAGGCCGGCUGCGAAGCUGUUCAAGAAAUUGUCCUGAGAACUAGUGAGGUUUUUUCUCAUCUAAAGAAUAUGCCACUUCCAAAUGGUUCUAAUCAAGGCACACAGUUAAGUACUGAAAAAAAAAUGCGGAUCCAAGAAAAUCUCAGUGCCAUUCAGCGUCACUUCAAACCCCUCAGAGCCAUUUACAUCCGUGUUAAUGAUGACUGUGCAGGGAUGGAAUAUACUCAUAUAGAGAGCUUAAUUCCUUACAAGGACGAGGCAGACAACAGGGCAGACUACAAGAAAAUUGGUGAAAACUAUCGUCAUCUUGUGGAGGAAUCUAGGGAACUCAAGGAGGUGGGUUGCUUCUGUGUCACAUUCGUGCCCUUUUAUGUUACUCUUAUGAAAACUAAACAUGACAGGUAUUGAUAAGCAGGUAUUGAUCUUUCUGGUUGAGAGAUAAACCCUUUUUAUAGUUCCAUAUCAGUCCAGGAAUACUGUACUCUCAUGUAAUACCAGAUCAGAUCCAAGGCAGGCAUAUAACAAAAACAAUGACUGUGUUGUACUAAUUCUGAAUAAAGAAGGAAGACUGGUAGUUGUAGGUUCAGGUACAGUUUGUUUAUUUAUAUACUGUAUAUGCUGGCAUAUAAGUCAACCUUCAAAGCUCAAAAAAUAUCUUCAAAACUAGGACUUGUCUUAUCUGCUGAGUAUAAAAUGUGAACCUUAAAAUCCAGGUAAAUUUUGAAUUGAAAGACUUCAGAGUUGAUGAAAACAAAUAGUCUUUGGUAUAAGUGCUAAAUGGUCACUAUUUUGAAUUUUAUGUUUUGUUAUUUACAUUCUAUUGGUAAUUUUUUCUUUUAUAUAUAUAAAUGGUGCCUGGAGAUUUUGAAAGGGUCACUGUAGAA
Molecule: messenger RNA, 1134 nt
Organism: Homarus americanus (American lobster)
Lineage: Eukaryota; Metazoa; Arthropoda; Malacostraca; Decapoda; Nephropidae
Product: mediator of RNA polymerase II transcription subunit 30-like
Exons: 4
Coding region: 158-658 (166 amino acids)
Biological process (GO): positive regulation of DNA-templated transcription
Cellular component (GO): mediator complex
Molecular function (GO): transcription coregulator activity
Source: RefSeq, a predicted model, not a curated record